Messenger RNA from Talaromyces proteolyticus, 4479 nucleotides. RefSeq names its product putative chromodomain helicase. Gene Ontology annotation, cellular component: nucleus; chromatin. The transcript has 2 exons. Gene Ontology annotation, molecular function: DNA binding; histone binding; ATP binding. Gene Ontology annotation, biological process: nucleosome organization; regulation of transcription by RNA polymerase II. The record is from RefSeq and is a predicted model, not a curated record. Bases 1 to 4479 code for a protein of 1492 amino acids. Lineage: Eukaryota; Fungi; Ascomycota; Eurotiomycetes; Eurotiales; Trichocomaceae.
AUGGUGUACCCAGCCUCCGUUGAGCCGUCCUCCGGGACGCAUUCUCUUGAGCCAUUGGCUAAUGGCUACGAACAUACCUCAUCUUCAGAACCGGCUAGCGAUCAGGAGGACGUUGCACCGACCGAUGCCGCCAGCGAAACGUCAGAGUCCUUCGAUAUUAGUGUCAGAAAUGGUGCGGGUGCUGGGGAGAGCACUCAUGGUGCUCCUUUGACAAUAGGCCACACCACGUAUGAUGACUCGGAUCUGGAGAGCAAUAACCAGAACCACCACACUCUCUCGUCGUCACCGAGUUCUAGCCAGGAAACAAAACGCAAGUCAUCAAACGUUGACGAGGUACAGUUCAUGAGGCAGAACCCGGAGCUCUACGGGUUACGUAGGAGUGGUCGAUCUCGAACCGAACGUCGCCAAACUCUUGCCGAGUCGGAUGACGAUGACGAACCCAGAGCGCCUAUCUCCAAGCGACGCCGUCUCAUUAAUUCGGAGCAGACCUCGAAACGACCCUCUCGGUCCGUAACACGGUCGUCUCUCUCUGACUCAAACUCGGAUGAGUAUGACGCCUCUUAUUCGCGCUCAGAUCGACGUCGUCAUGCACAAUCAUCUACUCGCCCAUCAACUGAAGUGCGUUUUUCCAGCAGGAAUGCCACCAAAGUUGCAAACUACAACGAGGACUCUGAUGACAAUGUUUUUGAGGAUGAUGUUGCGGAUUGGAUAUACGAUGACACUACGUCAGCCCAACAAAGCAACGGCCCUGCUAUUGAUUCUAUCCUUGACCAUCGUCUUAAGGACGGCGUGGAUCCUAAUAUCAGUGAAUUCGACGUCCGGAUAGGUGACUGCAUAUAUUACAUUAAAUGGCAGAACCAGUCACAUUACCAUGCAACGUGGGAAACAAGCGACAAGCUUCGGGAAUUCAGCGGCUUUCGCAGGCUAGAGAAUUACUUCAAAAACAAGGCAAAGACAGAUCUUUAUAUGAACAAUGACCCCGCCGUCGCACCCGAAGAAAAAGAGAAGUGGAAUCUGGACCGCGAGCGUGAGAUUGAGUCUUUAGAAGAGUAUCGAAAGGUUGAUCGCAUCAUUGGCCAUCGUGAAGGAUUCGACGGUGAUGAAUAUUACGUGAAAUGGAGACGCUUGAAUUACGACACGUGUACCUGGGAGAGUGAUGUACUAAUAAAAGAAAUCGCUCUUGAUGAACUUGAUAAGUUUCUCGAUCGUAAUGACAAAGUCGUUACCUGUGAGAAACGCGAAAUGAACCCCCAUACCAGAUCUCCACAUGUGCCAAUCACAGGAUCGCCGAAUUUCUUGCAAAACGGUCAAUUGAAGGACUUCCAGGUGAAAGGUCUAAACUUUUUGGCUUACAACUGGGCACGCAAUCAAAACGUAGUUCUCGCCGAUGAGAUGGGUCUCGGAAAGACUGUCCAGACUAUUGCGUUCAUUAACUGGCUUCGUCAUUGUCGUGGACAAGAUGGUCCAUUCAUAGUGGUCGUCCCCCUCUCGACCAUACCUUCCUGGUCAGAGACAUUUGACAACUGGACACCAGAUGUGAAUUACGUUGUCUACACUGGUUCUAGCCUGGCUCGCGACAUUCUAAAAGAAUAUGAACUAUUGAAGGAUGGGAAUCCGCGCAAACCGAAGUUCAACGUGUUGCUGACGACAUAUGAAUAUGCGAAUCUGAACUUUGAUCUCCUUCGCCAAAUACCUUGGCAAUUUAUGGCUGUGGACGAGGCGCAUCGUUUGAAGAACCGAGAAUCUAACCUCUAUACCAACCUUCUCGCUUUUAGAGCACCAGCUCGACUUUUAAUCACGGGUACUCCGAUUCAAAAUAAUCUUGCUGAGCUUUCCGCGCUUAUGGAUUUCCUCAAUCCGGGAUUGGUUGAGGUGGAAGUCGAUAUGGAUCUGAGUUCUGAAGCUGCAUCUGAAAAGCUCGCUAAACUCCAGAAUGCUUUGAAACCUCUCAUGCUACGUCGAACAAAGUCAAAGGUGGAAACUGACUUGCCACCCAAAACUGAGAAGAUCAUUCGGGUUGAACUUUCCGAUACUCAACUUGAGUACUACAAGAAUAUUCUUACCAAGAAUUAUGCCGCUCUGAAUGAAGGGGCUAACGGACAGAAGCAGUCACUGUUGAACAUCAUGAUGGAAUUAAAGAAGGCUAGUAAUCAUCCAUUCAUGUUUCCCAACGCCGAGGCAAAGCUGCUCGAGAAUGUUAUGCGCCGGGAGGAUGUUUUGCGCAUAAUGAUUACUAGUAGCGGCAAAAUGAUGCUGCUUGAUCAACUUUUGGCUAAGCUUAAACGUGACGGUCAUCGAGUACUUAUCUUUAGCCAAAUGGUGAAGAUGCUUGAUGUUUUGGGAGAUUACAUGGGAUACAGAGGAUACCAGUACCAGAGACUUGACGGGACAAUCAGCGCUGCUAAGCGUCGCGUAGCUAUGGAGCACUUCAAUGCUCCGGAAAGUACUGAUUUUGCUUUCCUGUUGUCGACCCGAGCUGGUGGCCUUGGAAUCAACCUCAUGACUGCGGAUACCGUCAUUCUUUUUGAUUCUGACUGGAACCCACAGGCAGACCUUCAAGCAAUGGCUCGUGCACAUCGCAUUGGCCAAACUAGGCCUGUGAGCGUGUAUCGUUUGGUAUCGAAGGAUACAAUCGAGGAGGAGGUACUGGAACGUGCUCGAAACAAGCUAAUGCUGGAGUUCAUCACUAUUCAACGGGGUUUGACAGAAAAAGAAUCUCUUCCAGGCAAGCCUACUCGAGGUGUAGGGGAACCUACGAGUACAGACGAAAUAUCACGUAUUCUUAAGCGCCGUGGUCAAAGAAUGUUUGAACAAACAGGAAAUCAGAAGAAACUAGAGCAGCUUGAUAUCGACUCUGUGCUUGAAAAUGCUGAGGAACACAAAACUGAACAAGCAGAGAGCCUGGAAGCUGAUGGAGGAGAGGAAUUCCUCAAAUCUUUUGAGUUCGUCGACGUGAGAGUAGAUGAGAUGAGCUGGGACGAUAUUAUACCAAAAGAACAGCUAGCAGAGAUCAAAGCCGAGGAGAAACGCAAAGCAGACGAGCGUUAUCUGAAUGAUGUUAUCGAACAGAACCGUCCCCGCAAACGAAUUUUGCCGACUGAUGGCCGUGACGAACGAGAAGAGCGGAAGGCUAAACGUCAUGCGCGGGUUCAAGUCAAUGUGGAAGCCGCGGAUGGAUCUGACUCGGAAAUUGACGACCCCAAGCGCCCAUUGGUUGAAAAAGAACUUCGCCAUCUCGUCAGGGCCUUUCUACGAUACGGUGACAUGGCAAAUCGUGAAGAGGAUAUUGUUCGAGAAGCCCGUCUUCUCUCACGAGACAGGGAUACAGUCAAAUCUGCCCUUAGUGAAAUUACCGGAAAGGCUUUUGAAUUGGUGGCAGAGGACAGGCAGAAGCUCGCAGACCUGGAAAGAUCAGGAAAGAUACCCACCAAAAAGGAAAAGAAAGCAGUUUUAUUUGAUCUUCACGGUGUCAAACGUAUCAAUGCUUAUACUAUUGUGGAACGACCCGAGGAAAUGCGUAUUCUACGUGCCGCCACAGAAGGACUGAGUGAUUACAAAAGUUUUCGCAUUCCAGAAGCCUCAAAGAAAGCCGAUUACACUUCUUCCUGGGGCGCACGUGAAGAUGGAAUGUUGUGUAUUGGCAUAAUACGACACGGGUAUGGUGCGUGGCCUGAAAUUCGCGAUGAUCAUGACUUAGGCCUCGGUGAUAAGUUUUUCCUCGAAGAACAUCGCGUAGACAAGAAAAACGAACGAGCACAUGCUGAAGACAAAGCUACCAAAUCACCAGGGGCUGUCCAUCUCGUUCGUCGUGCAGACUAUCUCAUCUCAGUUCUACGAGACAAGACUACUAAUGCCAAUGGAAAUCAUGUUGCAGCAAAGAGAGCAGUGGAAAGUCAUCACCGAAACAGAAAAGUGGGUUCUACCCAGCGCCGCCAGGGUAGUGUUUCAGCCUCUCCAGCUCCCUCCAAUGGCCGGAAGAUUCGUCGGGAGUCUGAACGGCCUCGUCAGCGUUCGCAUACACAUACCUCGCGUGACAGCUUAGAGCGCGCCAAUACUCCAAAACCGGAAAUUGUUCGAGCAAAGAUAAAUUCUAUCGAUAAAAUUCGGAAGCAUGGUGAAAAUGGAUACCAUGACGCCUCUCCUAGAGCGGGGAGCGCUGGAAAUACUGCGUCACAUGCAACCAUGGAGGAUUCUAUCUUCGAGCCUAAAGCCCAUCUACUGCUGAAACUCCGUGAUGUCAAAAAGAACUUUCCAGGGAAAGAGGCGCGUGCUAUCGAAAUGCGCCGUCUCAUUUUGAAAAUUGGCAAUUUUAUCAGACAGCUUCUUCGUAACGAGAACUAUCCCGGUCUUGAGGACCGACUCUGGAAUCAUGUUGCCAAAAACUGUUUUGCUGCAGGAAAGACCGACCUUCAAUCUUUGAAAAAUAUGUAUUUGAAGGUCCUAGAGCAAAAUAGAGACACUGCAGCCAUUGCCAGAUAG